This is a messenger RNA of Erpetoichthys calabaricus (reedfish), 3415 nucleotides long. It is a transcript of the gene mex3b, whose product is annotated as mex-3 RNA binding family member B. Gene Ontology annotation, molecular function: RNA binding. Bases 395 to 2029 code for a protein of 544 amino acids. NCBI's taxonomy places the organism in Eukaryota, Metazoa, Chordata, Cladistia, Polypteriformes, Polypteridae. The record is from RefSeq and is a predicted model, not a curated record. The transcript is spliced from 2 exons.
AGUGCUGCCUGGCUGCUGCAAAUCAGACAGAAAACAGAACGGAGCGCAGCGUAGCGAGCCGGGGAGGGGCUCCUUUAAGGAAUACGCUGCCACCGCCGGCAUUCCAGAAAUUCGCGUUCUGUUCGUCCCGCAGAAUCUGGGGGUCCGGAUUCCGAGAACGCCCCCCUCUAUAAACUGGAUUGCACUGAUUUUUUUUAAAUUAAUUUAUUUAUUUUUAUAUUUUUUUUUUGCAACGAAAGAGGAGCACUGAUUUUGCACCACGGGAUUAAAGCAAGAACAACAACAAGAACAAAAUCAAAAUAUCCAUUUCCCCCUUUACCGAUCUUGUCCCUUUUCCUUAAUUUUUUUUUUUUUUGUCUGCUCUUCCUGAUCCGCUGGCUUCGAAAUAUCAAAGAUGCCUAGUUCGCUUUUUGCCGACAUGGAAAGAAACGGCAGCAACGGGGAAACCCUCGACGACCAAAGAGCCUUGCAGAUAGCUCUGGAUCAGCUUUCUUUGCUAGGUUUGGACAAUGAUGACAAUUCCAUCUACGAUAACGAGCCUCGGAAAAAGAGCGUGAAUAUGACCGAGUGCGUACCUGUGCCGAGCUCCGAGCACGUCGCAGAGAUCGUCGGGAGGCAAGGCUGUAAAAUCAAAGCCCUGCGAGCGAAGACCAACACCUAUAUCAAGACGCCAGUGCGUGGGGAGGAGCCAGUCUUUGUUGUGACUGGCAGAAGAGAAGAUGUAGCAAUGGCUCGCAGGGAGAUCAUCUCGGCGGCGGAGCACUUCUCCAUGAUCCGAGCCUCGAGGAACAAGAACACCAGCUUGAACGGCAGCGGAACGGCCCCCGGUCCCCCCAACCUCCCUGGGCAGACCACGAUCCAGGUGCGGGUCCCUUACAGGGUCGUGGGGCUGGUGGUGGGACCGAAAGGGGCGACCAUCAAGCGCAUCCAGCAGCAGACGCACACCUACAUCGUCACGCCGAGCAGGGAUAAGGAACCGGUGUUCGAGGUGACGGGCAUGCCCGAGAAUGUGGAUCGGGCCAGGGAGGAGAUCGAAGCCCACAUUGCCAUGCGCACCGGCGGUUUGAUCGAGCUCACCGACGAGAAUGACUUCCACGCCAAUGGCACCGAUGUGGGCUUCGACCAUCACGGUCCCGGAAGCCUUUGGAGCAAGCCCACACCCAGCAUGACCCCCACGUCCGGACGGAAGCCUUUUUCCAACUACCGCAAUGACAGCUCCAGCUCUCUGGGCAGUGCCUCAACAGACUCUUACUUUGGGAACAACAGCAGCUCGAGGCUGGCCGACUACAGCCCACCCAGCCCGGCCUUGAGCUACACGACGGCAAAUAAUGGAAACAACAACAACAAUAACGUCAACAGCAAUGGCAAUGGAUUUAUCUAUGGCAGUGAUGUGAUUUCCCCUGAUUGCACUGACUUGGCUUUUGACUCGCCGCCCGGAUUUGACCCUGCACCUGCUCCUCCCGUGUCCACACUGGUCUGGUCCCAGUACGAGCGCAACCUGGUUCCUUCCUCCACCAUUUUCCCGGCCAGUGCUUCCACAAACGCCAAUGGGAUGGUUGCUAACCAGCGUCGGGCCAACGGGGUCGGGUGCGGCACUCAGCCCAGGCUGUCACCACCGCUGCACCACGUCGGCGGGGUAGCCGAGCACCCGCUCGCCCGCCGGGUCCGCAGCGACCCCGGGGGCGGCGGCCUGGGUUUCCCCACCUAUGCCGGCAACGGCCUUUCCAAUAGCAUCGUGUCCCUCUCUGGAUCUCACUUAUCCGGGGUGCCCUCCGAUUCUUCGGCCUCCUCGUCCUCCUCCUCCUCUUCUUCCAGCUCUUCCUCUAGUUCCUCUUCCUCAUCGGGCACGGGGAGGAAGGGUAGCCGGGAUUGCUCGGUGUGCUUUGAGAGUGAAGUGAUUGCCGCCCUGGUGCCGUGCGGCCACAACUUGUUCUGCAUGGAGUGUGCAAACCGCAUCUGUGAGAAAAACGAGCCCAAAUGCCCCGUCUGCCAUGCUGCAGUUACUCAGGCUAUACGUAUAUUUUCGUAAUGGAACCAAUUCUGAACUUUCUUGUACUGCAUUAUAAAACGAAAGAAAGAAAGAAAGGAAAACACAAAAUGUGUGUACAUAUAUGUAUAGAGAAAUGCAAAUAUGUAUAUACAUAACGUCACGCUGUUUAAAGCUGCAGUAUCCAAAAAAGGGACGUGGCAGGACCCUCGAGGGCCAUUGGUUAAUGUACUGUAGCUUGAAGAGAACAUUUCCGACAUCUAGUGCAUGUUAUAAGUAAAGGCAAAAAAAAUAAAAUAAGAGUACUAGCAAAAUCAACAUAUUUAUGAAGUUUAUCGAGGUACUUUAAGUCAUGUGAUGUAUAGGCUAUUUACAAACCUGGACCCCCACCCUUUGUUGUAGCAGAGAGAGAGAGGUGGGGGUCCGAGUGCAGCGCUAACAUUUGGGUGCUUCUGAGUGCUUUGUAUUUAAGAAGAAAAAAUUUAAAAAGAGGCAAAAAGUUCCUGUGGAAAUAUAUAAAUAUAUUAAGAUACUGCAGCUUUAGUUAAACGAAUGAACAACGAGCAUCGACAUAUCUAAGAAAAAAAAAAAAAGUAUAUAUAUAUAUAUUAAAAAAAUCACAAGUUUAAAGUUUUAAUGAUCAAUUGCAUUAAAUACAGAUUGAAGUAUUUUAUUCUUUUUUGACUUGAAAGAUUAUAUUUCGUAUUGCAAAGAUGUUUACAAGUAUUUUAAUUUAAGUUCAGUGAACUUUUUUGUAGCUGGGGUUAAAAAGAUAAAUCUUUUUUUAUUUUUUAGUAUGGCCUUAUGGCGAAGAACACUGUAUUAUUUUAAUAAUCACACAAAAUGUGGAUGGGAAAAAAAAAGAAAAUAAUAAUAAUAAUAAAUAAACCCCACAAAAUGUGUACUGCGUUAAACAGUAUUCUGUUGGGAUGGAGGUUUUGUAGGUUCAGCAAAAAGAGAAAACACGAAAUCUGCUUCACCCAGCAUAUUUUUUAUUCAGUGAUAUAAAGCCUAUUUUAUUCUAUAUUAUUAUAAAAAAAAAUGUAUAAAACUUAGUAAGUCGACCGGGAAAAAAAAAAAAAUUAAAAAGGAACAGUUUAUGCUUUCUAACAUUUGUAUAAAUUAGAUUCCAGUGGAAAUUUCCAAAAUUCUGUUACACCACUAUAGUUUUUAGUAUUUCUAUUUUAAUACAUUUGUUUACCACUUGUUUAUGUAUAUGUAGGUGAAGUUACUUGAGCGUAAAUGUACUUUAUUGAGCAAAGUUUAAAAAAAAAAAAUGACAAAGUAUAUUUUAUUUUAUAAUAAAGGGCCUUUAACCUCAUGGUCAAAAUACUAAUAUUAUAUUUGCUGAAACAAGAUUUGAAAUUGUAUCAAGAGUUUUAUUUUUCUGACAUUUUAAAGUUCUACAUAAUAAAGGUAAAAACUUAA